Messenger RNA from Cynocephalus volans (Philippine flying lemur), 1821 nucleotides. It is a transcript of the gene NMNAT3, whose product is annotated as nicotinamide nucleotide adenylyltransferase 3. The record is from RefSeq and is a predicted model, not a curated record. Gene Ontology annotation, cellular component: cytosol; nucleus; mitochondrion. Bases 262 to 1020 code for a protein of 252 amino acids. Gene Ontology annotation, biological process: fatty acid transport; vitamin A metabolic process; NAD+ biosynthetic process. Gene Ontology annotation, molecular function: nicotinamide-nucleotide adenylyltransferase activity; nicotinate-nucleotide adenylyltransferase activity; fatty acid binding. NCBI's taxonomy places the organism in Eukaryota, Metazoa, Chordata, Mammalia, Dermoptera, Cynocephalidae. The transcript is spliced from 5 exons.
AAGGUCAAGUUCGCCUCGACCCCGCCCCCCAGCGUUGGGGGUUGGGAAUGCUAGUAACGGUGCUCCCCGGACCGGAGGCGGCCUUAUGUUGAGUGACCUGCCGCAUCCUCGGGAGCGGGGCCCCGCGGGACAACAGCCCCGGUUCGGCCAGUCGGACCGCCCAGUGCCCCGCCGUCCCCCGAGGCUCGUCGAGUGGCGCUGCGGACGCCGGGACGCGCAGACAGGGUGGCCACUGCAGUGUGUGUAGAUGUGCCUGACAAGAUGAAGAACCGAAUCCCUGUGGUGCUCCUCGCCUGUGGCUCCUUCAACCCCAUCACCAACAUGCACCUGCGCUUGUUUGAGGUGGCCAGAGACCAUCUACACCAAACAGGAAGGUACCAGGUGACCGAGGGGAUCAUCUCUCCUGUCAAUGACAACUAUGGGAAGAAAGACCUCGCUGCUUCCCAUCACCGAGUGGCCAUGGCCCGGCUGGCCCUACAGACAUCCGACUGGAUCCGGGUGGACCCCUGGGAGAGUGAGCAGACGCAGUGGAUGGAGACGGUGAAGGUGCUGAGGCAUCAUCACAGUGAACUGCUCAGAUCCCUGCCCCAGAGGGAAGGCCCGGACCACACCAAGGCACUCGCCCUGGCCCCCACAGCUGUGCCUGAGCUGAAGCUUCUCUGCGGGGCAGACAUCUUGAAGACCUUCCAGACCCCCAACCUCUGGGAAGAUGCGCACAUCCAGGAAAUAGUGGAGAAGUUUGGCCUGGUGUGCGUGGGCCGGGCGGGUCAUGACCUGAAGGGGUACAUCUCGGAAUCGCCCAUCUUACGCAGGUACCAGCACAACAUUCACCUGGCCAGGGAGCCUGUGCUAAAUGAGAUCAGCGCCACGUCCAUCAGGCGAGCCUUGGGCCAAGGGCAGAGUGUGAAGUACCUGCUCCCUGACACCGUCAUCGCCUACAUCAAGGACCACAACCUCUACACCACGGACGGUUCCUGGAAAGGCACAGGCACCCUAAGCAAAGAAGGAAAGAGCAGCUAGGAGGGACUCACCAGCCAGCUGCUCCUCCACCGAGCUCCUCCUGAGAGAGGGCUGUUGGGGGUUUUAUUUUGCUUUGGUUUUUGCUUUUCCAUUUUUCAUUGGUUUUAUUUCUACAAUUAUUUUCCCUUCUGAGAAGUCUCCUAUCCCAGGAAGCGAUGCCUUCUUUGGGAAGGAGGAAAUAUCUGCAUCUCAAGGAUAGAUAUGUAUCAGAGAAGUUAAAGUAGCAAGGCAGCUCAUUAGGGCUGGACAAAGUGUCAGAGCCGCUGGGCAAGGAGGCCUCCCUGUUUGGUGUAAGUGACAUUUAAGGUGUGCACACUGACCACGCUAGGCAGGGCCCCGAGGUGGUGACAGAAUUGCUCAUGACGCGUUUUUAAUUAGGACCAGGUGCACCAUACUGGUCUUGAUGGAGGGAUUUGACAGGCUGCUAACCAUUGACAAUGUGGGCUUUGCCAACGCCCUUGUUUUCAAAUAGAAUAACACUAACGGAAGAAUCGAAAUUUGGAAACAACACUUUGCUGAUUUACAUUAAAUAUUUCCUUACAAACUAUGGUCUGCCUUUCUACUGGCCUUUUGUAAAAUUUAAACUAAACUCUUGCUAAGCAGUGAUCCUCAAACAAUAUUUUUGAUACAGCAAGUAUUUUUAACACUGCUAUACUGUAAAUUCUAGGGCUCCUGAUUUCCAGGUUUCUAAAAGGAACUGAGUUAAAACAGAUGCCUGACUGUUUUAAGGGAUCUUUUUGAAUGUUUUAUGACUGCCUGCCUGUUUGAAUAUUGGCGAAGGGAUAAAUAAUAAAUUGACAU